Molecule: messenger RNA, 1409 nt
Organism: Ciona intestinalis (vase tunicate)
Lineage: Eukaryota; Metazoa; Chordata; Ascidiacea; Phlebobranchia; Cionidae
Source: RefSeq, a predicted model, not a curated record
CCGAACUGUCUCAUCUUACCUCCACGUCUGUGAAUUGCUUAAAUAGCACCUAGUAUGCCAAUCGUUACCUCCUUGUGCGUUUUUAACAUGUUUUUGUUGUUAGUUUUGUCCAAAUAUUUACUUUGUUAUCACUUUUAUACUCCAUAAACUGAGGUCGAAAUGCAAACAUAACUUUAUUUUAAUAAAUAAGUCAAAGGGUAUCGUCAAUACAUCAUAUUACUUAUUUUCUUUGCACAUAUUCUUGAAAUAUUGGUGAGAAUCUAAAGCCUAUAGCUUAUAUUUUAGAAAGCCGUGGCAACUUUACGCUUGGUGGACACUAGAGAGUCCGCUUCAUGCGGGAGGUGAUCUGAGAUCUUUUGACGAAUUCUUCAACUUGACUUUCAAUUAUCGACUUGACGCUGGAGUUUACGCCCCCUAUGGAAGUAUUAACCUUAUUCUACGUGAGCUGAGAAAGUCGGGUGAAACGGAAUUAGAGCCGCUGCUUGAAAGAAAACGAAACUCCGACAAGAUGGCGGCGUGGGCGGUGAGCAACUGCUAUGGAAAACGAAUGGAUUUUGCUAAAAGUUUGAUGGAUGCUGGACUACAAGUAGAUACUUUUGGUGGUUGCUUUGGAGGACGACAGAUAGGAGGCGGGAGGUACUCUGAUACUUUCUACUCUGAGUUACAAAAGUAUAAGUUUUACUUUUCGUUCGAAAAUUCUAUUAACUGCAAAGAUUAUUUCACCGAGAAGUUCUGGUUUAACGGACUUCGCUCUGGUGCGGUACCUGUGGUCUGGGGUCCUCGGAAGUCAGACAUUCUGAAGGUCGCCCCAACGAAAUCUUUCAUUCAUUCCAAUGAUUUUGAUACACCUGGGGAACUCGUAAAAUACCUAAAGUACCUCGCUACUAAUGAAACCGCAUACGCAGAGUAUCUUCACUGGAGAACUUGGGUAAAUCAUCCGGAGAAGAUAGAGACGAGGUUGCGGUUGGAGAACAGAGAAAACGAUCUUCGUAGUUUCUGUAAGUUGUGCAGUAUGGUACAGUCCGAUGGCCGGGAUCGUAAAAGGGGAGUUAAGUCCCCAGUAAGGAUUGUGCAUUCUUUAAACGAGGCUUGGAUUGGUACAGAGAAGGGUGAGUGCCACAAGUGAAUGGCGCCAUCAGGUAUAUUGGUUGAUUAUAUAUAUUAUAUAUAUACAAUAUAUUUCUAUUAUGUAAACUAUCUUAUCAACGACCAAGGAAAGACUCAGUUUCGUAAUUAUUAUAAUGAAUGCUGUCUCCUAUCUUUAAAAAGGUUUUGUUGGGUGCUUUGUUUGAAAGAUUUGUUAAGUUAUAGUAGGAUGGGGGAAGAUGGGACGCCUUUAGCACAUGAUAUCCAAAUAUCCUGAUCGUGUUUUAAACAAUUAACAACGGUCUUUCGGAGUCAUGAGCAUA